UGCCCGACGACCACGGUCCCAGUCCUCCUUUCACAAUGGCUUCGCGACCUACCGUCUCCAUCAUCGGCAAAGAUGGUGCUCCCUCUGGAGCUACCCACACCAUUCCCGCCGUCUUCGCCAGCCCUAUCCGACCGGAUAUCGUGAAGCAGGUUCACACUGGCAUGGCCAAGAACAAGCGCCAGCCUUAUGCCGUCAGCGAGAAGGCUGGUCACCAGACCUCUGCUGAGUCUUGGGGAACUGGUCGUGCUGUUGCCCGUAUCCCCCGUGUCUCUGGUUCCGGUACCCACCGUGCUGGUCAGGCCGCCUUUGGUAACAUGUGCCGAUCCGGUCGCAUGUUCGCCCCUACCAAGAUCUGGCGCAAGUGGCACGUCAAGGUCAACCAGGGCCAGAAGCGAUAUGCUACCUGCUCUGCCCUGGCUGCUUCCGCCUCCGCCCCUCUCCUGCUCGCCCGUGGUCACCAGGUCAUGACCAUCCCCGAGGUUCCCCUGGUUGUCGACUCUGCUCUCGUUGAGGGCAGCUCCGUCGCCCGCACCUCUGCCGCCCUCGCCCUCCUCAAGGCUGUUGGCGCCGGUGCCGACCUCGAGAAGGUCAAGGGCUCCAAGAAGCUCCGUGCCGGCAAGGGCAAGCUCCGUAACCGCCGCCACCGCCAGCGCCGCGGUCCCCUGGUUGUCUACAACCCCGAGGUCGACGGCAAGGAGCUCGUCAAGGGCUUCCGCAACAUCCCCGGUGUCGAGACCUCCCCCGUCUCCGCCCUCAACCUCCUCCAGCUCGCCCCUGGUGGUCACCUCGGCCGCUUCGUCAUCUGGACCUCUGCCGCCUUCAAGGCCCUUGACGAGAUCUACGGCAGCACCACCGUUCCCUCUGCCCACAAGAAGGACUUCCUCCUGCCUUCCAACGUUGUUUCCCAGGCCGACCUUACUCGUCUGAUCAACAGCACCGAAAUCCAGAGCUCCCUCAAUGCCCCCAAGGGCGACGCCGUCACCCGACGAUCCGCCGUCCAGAAGAAGAACCCCCUGCGCAACAAGCAGGUUCUUCUGCGCCUGAACCCCUACGCGAAGGUCUUCGCUCAGGAGUCUCAGAAGAAGCAGGCUUAAAUUCAAUGACUUUCUGGGUGUGCAGCAAGUCAAAAACUGGGUUUCUUGGAGGAGGGUUUAUAUCAUGGUUUCAUAUCGAGGCGUAACGGCUUCUGGAAGGUUGAGCUCUUUGAAAUGAAAAGAACGAAAAGAGAUUUGACUAUUAACAGCGUGUGUCUUAUAAGCAAAUGUGAUUUUUUACGAAAUCAUCCUUUUUGAUGGUUUUCGCCAUACAUUGCCCUCCUCCGAUUAGACCGUGCUUGCUGUAUCAGUAUCUCACAAUGCAUGAUUCUUUGCUUCCU
This is a messenger RNA of Trichoderma reesei QM6a, 1375 nucleotides long. RefSeq lists its product as uncharacterized. Gene Ontology annotation, molecular function: structural constituent of ribosome; RNA binding. Bases 36 to 1094 code for a protein of 352 amino acids. Gene Ontology annotation, biological process: translation. The record is from RefSeq and is a predicted model, not a curated record. The transcript is spliced from 4 exons. Lineage: Eukaryota; Fungi; Ascomycota; Sordariomycetes; Hypocreales; Hypocreaceae. Gene Ontology annotation, cellular component: ribosome; cytosolic large ribosomal subunit.